GGAGGAGGAAGGGCGAUGGCGGACGGCGGCGAGGAGGAGCCGGAGAAGAAAAGAAGGAGGCUAGAGGAGGAACAGCAGCGGCGGCAAAGGCAGAGGCAGAGGCAGCGCUGCCUGGCGGGAGAGAGGAGGCAGAGAGAGACGGGGGAAGGAAUGGCUGUUGAUGGUGGGUGUGGGGACAAUGGAGACUGGGAAGGUCGCUGGAACCAUGUAAAGAAGUUCCUCGAGCGAUCUGGACCAUUCACACACCCUGAUUUCGAGCCAGGCACUCAACCUCUUGACUUUCUGUUAAACACGUGUAAAGUUCUAGUUAUUGGAGCAGGAGGAUUAGGAUGUGAACUCCUGAAAAAUCUGGCUUUGUCUGGUUUUAGACAGAUUCACGUAAUUGAUAUGGACACUAUUGAUGUAUCCAACCUGAAUAGACAGUUUUUGUUUCGACCUAAGGAUGUGGGAAGGCCUAAAGCAGAAGUUGCUGCUGAAUUUCUAAACAACCGAAUUCCCAAUAGCGCUGUUGUUCCACAUUACAAAAAGAUUCAGGAUCUGGAUGACUCUUUUUAUAGACAAUUUCAUAUCAUUGUAUGUGGAUUGGACUCAAUAAUUGCAAGAAGAUGGAUAAAUGGCAUGCUGAUUUCACUUUUAAACUAUGAAGAUGGGGUGUUGGAUCCAAGUUCCAUUAUACCUUUGAUUGAUGGCGGAACAGAAGGCUUUAAAGGAAACGCUCGUGUGAUUAUUCCUGGAAUGACAGCUUGUAUUGAAUGUACUCUUGAACUUUAUCCACCACAGGUAAAUUUUCCAAUGUGUACAAUUGCUUCAAUGCCUCGGCUACCAGAACACUGUAUUGAGUAUGUCCGGAUAUUGCAGUGGCCCAAGGAACAACCUUUUGGAGAAGGUGUGCCUCUGGAUGGAGAUGACCCAGAACACAUACACUGGAUUUUUGAAAAGUCUUUAGAAAGGGCAUCACAAUUUAAUAUUAAAGGUUUGACUUACAGGCUCACACAAGGAGUUGUGAAGCGGAUCAUUCCAGCAGUAGCUUCUACAAAUGCUGUGAUUGCAGCUAUAUGUGCCACUGAAGUCUUUAAAAUAGCCACAAGUGCAUACAUGCCUCUGAACAACUAUUUAGUGUUCAAUGAUGUAGAUGGACUAUACACAUACACAUUUGAAGCUGAGAAGAAGGAGAACUGCCUGGCUUGCAGCCAGCUUCCUCAAAACAUAGAAUUUUCUCCAUCUGCUAAACUGCAGGAAGUCUUGGAUUAUUUGACCAACAGUGCUUCAUUGCAAAUGAAAUCUCCUGCAAUAACAGCCACAGUGUAUGGGAAAAAUAAAACUCUUUAUAUACAGUCAGUAGCUUCAAUUGAAGAACGAACAAGGGCAAAUCUUUCAAAAACAUUAAAAGAAUUGGGACUUGUUGAUGGCCAGGAACUCGCAGUUGCAGAUGUCACUACACCACAGACUGUCCUCUUCAAACUUCAUUUUACUACUUGAUGCAAAUGCAAGUGAUCUAAGCAUGCACUGAAGAAAGCACACACAACUUGUUAAACUACUGUUGUGUACUAGUAGAAGGAAAGUUGACUUAUCCAGCCUUUAUUCCUAUUAUACAAGCAUUGCUGGAAAUUAAUUUGCUCUGAGUAAGUUGCUCUUACUUUAGAACUGACUUUACAAACCAAUAUUUGGUUGUUGUUAUCUGUAUAAAUCUCACUAAUGUACAGAAAUUGGAUGUUUAGCAAUUUCCCCCCCAAAUUGUAAUUACACUAAAGUAAUGCCAACACUUUCUCCUGUAAUAUGGUCAAUAUAUUAGUACCACCUAUGGAUUAGAAACACCUAUGAACCCACCAUGUUCAUACAAUAAAAAAGUGAACAAAGAUUUUUAAAAUAACAUUUUAGAAUCUGUAAAAUUCUUAGUUCAGUCUGCAAGAUAGUAGAAUAAAAUAAGGAAUGUAUUUUCUGCUUUAUUUAAUGUCUUUAUUGAACUGUUAUAUAUUAAAUAUUGCCAAAAAUAUUGCUGUAUUUUUCAAAAUAUGGAAAGAUUUUACUUCCACCUGUAGAUAAAAAUAAUCCAUUUGUAUAUUUGCAAAUACUAGCAGUUACUAUGCAUGGAGUUGCUCUAUGUUGUUCAGGACUGGUGUUUCACUGUUGAAAUAUUUAUUAAUAAAAUUGUAUAAGGAUU
This is a messenger RNA of Sceloporus undulatus (fence lizard), 2161 nucleotides long. It is a transcript of the gene UBA3, whose product is annotated as ubiquitin like modifier activating enzyme 3. Gene Ontology annotation, biological process: protein neddylation. Gene Ontology annotation, cellular component: nucleus; cytoplasm. Bases 16 to 1479 code for a protein of 487 amino acids. The transcript has 18 exons. Gene Ontology annotation, molecular function: NEDD8 activating enzyme activity. NCBI's taxonomy places the organism in Eukaryota, Metazoa, Chordata, Lepidosauria, Squamata, Phrynosomatidae. The record is from RefSeq and is a predicted model, not a curated record.